Molecule: messenger RNA, 1471 nt
Organism: Cajanus cajan (pigeon pea)
Lineage: Eukaryota; Viridiplantae; Streptophyta; Magnoliopsida; Fabales; Fabaceae
Source: RefSeq, a predicted model, not a curated record
GUUAUGAGUUGAAAGGUGGGAAGGACAAAGAUAGUUGUUUUGUGUUUGUGAUCGUAUCGCGUGGUGGUAGCGGCAGUGGUGGUGGUGGCAAUGGCAUACAGGAGAAAACAUGGCAUGUCCAGGGCUUCCACCUUCAAGGAAGAGAUUCAUCAAGAUGAAAAUGGCAAUGCCAAUGAUCCUCCUCCUCCAUCUUUGUCCUCUUCCUUUUCUUUCAAGAACCCCUCUUCCUCAUCCUCAUCUUCCCUUGCUGCUCAGGCCAUCAAAGCCUCUGCUGUUCGUCGUGAUCCCUCUCUUUCCUUCACUUUUGCCAAACCUCAAUUUGAUCAACAUCAUAGAUCCAAGAGUUGUGAUAGUUACGGGGAUGUUUCCAAGACUGGUGUGUGGGGCGUCCUCGCUAAGAAAGCCAAAGAAAUUCUGGAGGAAGAUAAGUCAUCCCCACAACACAAUGACGUCAUGUCCAAGUCACACUCUCUUGCCGUCUUUUCUCGUGUUGCUCGUGCCCAGGAGGGUGUGGAUAAGACAGCAGUUCUGAGAACUCCAAUAAAGCUAAAAGGAAUUUCUCCAGAGGACUCAGGAACGUGGAAUCCAUGGCAGCAACCAGCCCAGACAGGAGACCCACAAACUAUCCAUGAAACACAACUCAAGGCAUCUCGCGACGUCGCAAUGGCAACAGCUGCCAAAGCAAAAUUGCUUCUACGGGAGCUGAAAACCGUUAAAGCAGAUUUGGCUUUUUCUAAAGCACGUUGUGCUCAACUAGAAGAAGAAAACAAACUACUACGGGACCGCGAGGGUAGCGAUAAGGGGCAAAACGUUAUCCGUGCAGAUGAUGAUUUGAUCCGGCUUCAACUAGAGACACUUCUUGCUGAGAAGGGUCGGUUAGCUAGUGAGAAUGAGGUAUAUGCCCGGGAGAAUCGUUUUCUGAGGGAAAUUGUGGACUACCAUCAGUUAACUACGCAGGAUGUGGUGUAUCUCGAUGAAGGCAUGGAAGAAGUGACAGAACUUUAUACCACUAGCACUGGCACUGCGGUUCCCCGUGUGCCACCUAAGUCACCAUGCUCACCAUUAAGUCGAGGGUCGCAGACAAAAACAAUAUAUUCUGUCUCACAACAACAACAAGAUCAAGAAGAUAAGAAUACGUCGGAAUUAUUAGAUCAAGCUCCUCCUAAAAAGCAUGCAAAGUGAAACUCAUGAUCCUUGCUUUUAUAUAUGUGUAGUUUGGUUUAGCCUUAGAUGGGUUUCUCAUUCGUGGAACAUACAUAUGCAUAAUUCAUAUUAUAUAUAUGCAUGCAGUACUUGUAACAUUAUUUAUUCGCAUACAUGGUACCGAAGGGAAAAUUAAGGUAGGAGCGGUGGGGGUUAGUGUUGUGUUCCCCCCAAAACAAAAACCAACGCACUUGUUAAUUGACUCUGUAUCUAUAUAUUUAUAUGUAUGUAACUUGCCCGCCCAGGUUUUGGGUUAGUUUGGAAAAUU